AUGAAUGAGCCUAUUAUUUUAGACUCUGAAGUAAGGCCCGUUAAGAUCCUUCGCAUCCGACCCAGUAUCACAGGAGCGCCGGACUCUUUUGCUUGGCUAGCAACAAAAUCGGGAACAUAUUCUGUUAAAUCAGGAUACUUUGUAGCUGCUACCCUUAGCAAUGCUGAACUCUGGGAGGUGACAGAAGAACAGAGAAUAGAGGAACAGACCCUCUGCAAAGCAAUCUGGACCACCAAAGUCUCUCCUAAGCUACAGCUUUUCCUCUGGAAGAUCACACACGGAGCUCUUCCUCUAGGUGAGAACAUAGCAAAGCGAGGUCUGCUCAAUCACAUCAACUGUCGCCGCUGUGGAGAACUGGAAACAGCUGAGCAUCUCUUCAUCCAUUGCACCUUCUCGCAGCAGAUCUGGGCUCAGAAUAUUUGGAAGCAGGAUUUCGAUCCGACAUCUAUGCCCUCAUUUGCGGCUUUCCUUCUUGCGACAGCAUCACUCACCAACCUUCCACCACUGGGGGUUCAGGAAACUAUAUUCCCAUGGGUUUGUUGGGUUAUUUGGACAGCAAGGAAUCACCUUAUCUUUGAGAACAGAGUGUUUGACCCUGUGGAUACUUUCUCCAAGGCUAUAAGCUCUGCUAGAGAGUGGAACAAUGCUCAGGCCUCCCUGAUAUCUCCUCAAGUACUUCGUAACCCACAAGGACCUCCAUCACACCGAACUCCCACCGAGCUCUCGUGCUUCACUGAUGCUGCUAGGAUAUCGUCGACAAACAGAGCCGGCUGCGGAUGGUACAUCGCCAACACUGAAGGAGACACUUUACUACAAGGGUCCUGCACUUUCAAGUUCAUCUCAUCGGCCCUGAUGGCGGAAGCCCUUGCUAUCCGGUCCGCACUCAUCCACGCUGCAGAAGCUGGAUUUCUCACAAUCUGCAUUAAGUCAGACUGCCAGGCGCUCAUUGCUGCCGUAUCCUCGAAGUGCCACUCGAUUGAGCUCUACGGAAUCAUUCGGGACAUCGAGACUCUAUCUUUUCGCUUCUCUUGUAUUUCCUUUAGCUUCAUUCCUCGCUCCUUGAACUGUAGGGCUGAUACCUUAGCCAAAUCUGUACUGCACUCUCUCCCCAACUAG
Molecule: messenger RNA, 1116 nt
Organism: Brassica rapa (field mustard)
Lineage: Eukaryota; Viridiplantae; Streptophyta; Magnoliopsida; Brassicales; Brassicaceae
Molecular function (GO): RNA-DNA hybrid ribonuclease activity; nucleic acid binding
Source: RefSeq, a predicted model, not a curated record